Molecule: messenger RNA, 861 nt
Organism: Ramularia collo-cygni
Lineage: Eukaryota; Fungi; Ascomycota; Dothideomycetes; Mycosphaerellales; Mycosphaerellaceae
Exons: 1
Coding region: 1-861 (286 amino acids)
Source: RefSeq, a predicted model, not a curated record
AUGACAGACUUUGAUUCGCCCUCGCAAUUCUUUGAUAUCGAAGGCGGUCCUCGGAUUCACUAUACCCAGAACGGAAACCCUGCCGGACCUUUACUCAUCUGCCUCCACGGUCUAGGUGGCUCAUUAGCGACCUUUGUACCUCUGCUGCCACAUCUUCCCAGCGAUAAAUACAACAUUGUCUCAGUUGACUUUGAAGGCUUCGGCAAGACUGCCCUUGUGAGCGAACAGCUAUCAGUGCAGAACUAUGUUGAAGACUUGGCGUUAUUCGUCACACAUCUCCAGAGCUCUUCCCCGACCGGAGCAGCAUGCAGCGAGAGUCCUAUCAUCAUCAUUGGACACAGUCUUGGAUCAAUUGUCGCGUUGCAUUACACAGCCCAGUAUCCUUGCAAGGUUUCUGGUCUCGGUCUCCUAGGAGUAGGGAGAUCAGCGUCGCAUAUAGCGGUAGCCAAGCAACGAAUGUUGAGGCUCGCAGAGAGAGUGAAGGAUGAGGGAAUUGAGAGCGCCGCAACGCUAGCAAUGUCUACAAACUUUGCCGCUGGGGAAGAUAACGAAGACGGCAGACGAGAAUUUGUACGGCGUGAGGUUUUGGCAAGCGACCCAAAGGCAUAUGCGAUGGUGUGCGAGACGACUGUCAGUCUGGAGCAUGUUGAUCCGGAUUUUGCACGCAUAAAGUGCCCGGUGGUUUUCAUUUCGGGUCAAGGAGAUGUAAUCAGUCCUCCGGGCAAAGCGCGCGAAAUCAGCUAUCUUCUCAGUGGCAAGACGGUGGUCGAGGUCGUUCGAGGAGGGCAUCAGCCGAUCUUGAGUGAUUUGCAUGGAACAGCAGAUGCCUUAGCAGAGUUAUUUCGAAUGGUCAAAACCUAG